CUCUGCGCCUCCAGACAGCUCUUUCACUCCGUUGGCUCACAAGGGCAUGGGGCCUUCCCUCACCGCACCCUGAGACAACAGAGCCGAGAGUGACCAGAAGCCAUGGAUUCCACCUUCUCUUUUGGGGUGAUCCUUGCCACUCUGGCCUGCUUCAUCAUCGCAAUCAAUGCCCUGGUGGCGGUGGCCGUGUUUCUGCUGAUCCACAAGACCGACAGCAUCAGCCUCUGCUUCACCCUGAACCUGGCCGUGGCCGACAUCCUCAUCGGCGUGGCCAUCUCCGGCCUCGUCACCGACCAGCUCUCCAAUCCGUCCCACUCCACCCAGAGGACCCUGUGCAGCCUCCGCAUGGCCUUCGUCACCUCCUCCUCCGCCGCCUCCGUCCUCACCGUGAUGCUGAUCGCCUUCGACAGGUACCUGGCCAUCAAGAAGCCCUUCCGCUACUUCCAGAUCAUGAACGGGCCCCUGGCCGGGACCUGCGUGGCCGGCCUCUGGUUGGUGUCCUACAUCAUUGGCUUCAUCCCGCUGUGGAUGCCCUACUUCCAGCAGGCCACGUACCAAGGCCCCUGCAGCUUCUUCUCCGUGUUCCAGCCCCGUUACGUUCUGAUUCUGUCCGUCGGGGGCUUCUUCCCUGCCCUGCUGCUCUUUGUCUUCUUCUACUGUGACAUGUUCAAGAUCGCCUCCCUGCACAAUGAGCAGAUCCGGAAGAUGGAGCUUGCCGGAGCCCCGGAAGGCCACUGUCCUUCCCUCAGGGCUUCCGGGGACCUCAAGGCACUCCGGACUGUGGCUGUGCUCAUCGGGAGCUUCACCCUGUCCUGGGCCCCGUUCCUCAUCACCAGCAUCGUGCAGUCUGCCUGCCAGCACUGCCAGCUCUACCAAGUGCUGGAGAGGUACCUGUGGCUGCUCGGAGUCGGGAACUCUCUCCUCAACCCACUCAUCUAUGCCUACUGGCAGAAGGACGUGAGGAUGCAGCUCUACCAGAUGGCUGUGGGAGUGAAAAAGAAAUUGAUGCUGCUCUUCUUCCUCAGACACCCCAGGGAUCCCGGCCCAAGGGAGACCAGGGAAACUUCCUGCCAAGUCAUCACUAUCACCCGUGGCCACCUGGAGGGCUGAGCCGGGAGACUGGCCAGCCACUCUGGGCCCCUGGAAAGUUGGGUGUAAAUCAAAUUCGACUUCAAAGGAGCCUUGAAUACAACAAGGACCACCCUGGAUUUAUGUCGUCCAUUGAGAUUUGCAGAUCGCAUAUUUGUAUUUGUAUCAAAAUUUUUGUACUAGUAACUGAUCCCAAGCCCAGUGGACAGAAAAGUGCAUCCUUGGGGCAAAUUUGAUUCCCCCAAGUGCCACUCCCCUCUCCCCUUACAAAAUGUGCCCAACCUCCCUCUCUCUCUUUCCUCUGUGACUAAGGAGUAAGGUCCUGAACCGGUGUUUCCUUCCUGCUGCUGGCCCACAUCAGUGAUAUAUAGCUGGUGGGUGCUCAAUAAAUGCUUGUUGCCUUCAAUGCA
Messenger RNA from Antechinus flavipes (yellow-footed antechinus), 1499 nucleotides. It is a transcript of the gene GPR119, whose product is annotated as G protein-coupled receptor 119. The coding region runs from base 103 to 1110 and encodes 335 amino acids. Gene Ontology annotation, molecular function: phosphatidylcholine binding; G protein-coupled receptor activity. Gene Ontology annotation, biological process: adenylate cyclase-activating G protein-coupled receptor signaling pathway; regulation of metabolic process. Gene Ontology annotation, cellular component: membrane. The transcript is spliced from 2 exons. The record is from RefSeq and is a predicted model, not a curated record. NCBI's taxonomy places the organism in Eukaryota, Metazoa, Chordata, Mammalia, Dasyuromorphia, Dasyuridae.